Culex quinquefasciatus (southern house mosquito) is the source of this 2480-nucleotide messenger RNA. Its product is annotated as cholecystokinin receptor type A. The transcript has 5 exons. The coding region runs from base 550 to 2370 and encodes 606 amino acids. Gene Ontology annotation, molecular function: neuropeptide receptor activity. NCBI's taxonomy places the organism in Eukaryota, Metazoa, Arthropoda, Insecta, Diptera, Culicidae. Gene Ontology annotation, cellular component: membrane. The record is from RefSeq and is a predicted model, not a curated record. Gene Ontology annotation, biological process: neuropeptide signaling pathway.
CGGAGAUGACGCCAUAGAGAGCGAAGCAGGGACGCGUUCGCGUGUGAACACUUCUUUGGUUUUUCCAAGUCGGGACUCGAUUGCUCAGUAGACUCUUUCGUAUUUUUUUUUGUUGUACAUAGUAGGCGCUGAAGUGGAAAGAUAGGGGAGGAGGAGAAGGCGGGGGUUCACUGUAGAAGUAACGGAAGUGGGAAUUUAUGUUCAACGCUUGCUACGGUGUCCUGGCUUCGUACACGCGCUUCGAAAGCGCAAGGGUUACUUCGACUAGCACGUGGCCCACUCGAUUGGAUGUAAGCGCGUGAAAGAAUUUCAUUCGGUGAAGUGUCGCUCGUGUGAGUGUGUGUUUGUGUGUGGUGAAGAGGGGGGAUUAAAAUGUCGGGAAAAGUAACCGGAAACGAAGGAUAAGAAAAAAGUGUGAUAAUAGUCGUUACCACUGGGAAAAGCAAUCUCAAGUGGAGCAUUUUCGUAGCACAAAAAAAAAGAUAAAAAUAAGAAAAAGGUGCCAAAUUGUGAUAAAUGUGUGUUUGAUAUUAAAAAUUUAAAAAAAAAAUGGACGGUGCCACCGGAAAUGAGUCUGUAAUCGACCAGCAACUGCUGAUCAUGGUCAACGGAAGCAACAGCAUGGUUUACCUCACCGGAAGUUGCGAAAACUGCACGGUGAAUCUGACGUUCGCGGCGUCGCCUACUACGGUGCUAACCGCGACGAGCCCGUCAACGCUGACCUACCUGCUGGACGCGGGCCGGGUCCAGAUUCCGCUGUACAGUGUGCUCUUCCUGCUGGCCGUGAUCGGCAACUCGCUGGUCAUCCUGACCCUGGUGCAGAACAAACGGAUGCGCACCAUCACCAACCUAUUUCUGCUCAAUCUGGCUGUGUCGGACCUGUUCCUGGGCGUGUUCUGUAUGCCGUUCACCCUCGUUGGGACGCUGCUGCGGGACUUUGUCUUCGGGGAGGUCAUGUGCAAGCUGCUGCCGUAUCUGCAAGCCUCUUCAGUGGCAGUGUCAGCUUGGACGUUAGUUAUAAUCUCGGUGGAGCGGUACUACGCCAUCUGCCAUCCGUUGCGGUCCCGGCGGUGGCAAACCCUGAGCCACGCCUACCGGCUGAUCGGGCUCAUCUGGUGCGGCAGCUUGUUCUUCAUGCUGCCGAUCGCCGCCCUCAGCAAGCUCAUUCCCACCAAUCAGGGCCACCACAAAUGCCGCGAGCUGUGGUUCGACCGCGGCUACGAGCGGGCCUACAACUUGUUCCUGGACGUGAUCCUGCUGGUGCUGCCGUUGGCCAUCCUGGCCGUCACGUACUCACUCAUCACGAGGACCCUGUGCCGGGGGAUGCACGACUUCAAGCGGUACUCGAAAUCGCUGACCUCGUCGUCGAACGGCGAAGGUGGCGGCAUCGAAGGAGGCGCUGCUGGUUCAGGAGCGAUGGCGGCAUUCGGGCGCUCCUUCAGGCGGAACAACAAUAACAAUCGAGCAACCGACCAGUACAUGGAGGUGUACAUCCGGCCAAACGGCAGCACCAAAACCCGGUGCCCGUCGGCCUCACUCCGGUGCCACCGGGGCCACCCACCCUCGACGACGCCCCUGUGCACGGACACCGCGGCCGCGGCACUGGACACGGAGGGAAAUUCGACCAGCUCGCCAACGUCGCUAUCGCAGGAGGCCUGGAAUCAACAGCAGGCGGCACCAACCACAACAAGCUCGACGACGACCUCAUGGCCUGCUGCGUCGGCGGCAUCCUUUCGAAAUUAUUGCCCCUCGGCGGGCGCCGCGGUCACAGCAGGCGGCGGCGGCGGUGGUGGUGGGAAGGAAUCGCUACGGAUGAAAAAUCCUGCCCUUAGAAAGUCCAACAUGGAGAAGAGUCUGAUGAACAAGAAGCGCAUCAUCAAGAUGCUGUUCGUGGUCGUGUUGGAAUUCUUCCUGUGCUGGACACCGCUCUACGUCAUCAACACGAUGGCCCUGUUCUGGCCGAGCACCGUGUACCACAACCUGGGCUACACGGCCAUCAGUUUCUUCCAGCUGCUGGCGUACUCCUCGUCCUGCUGCAACCCCAUCACGUACUGCUUCAUGAGCGGUGGCUUCCGGAAGGCCUUCCUGAACCUGUUUCGGUGCUUCCGGCCGGGCUCGGGGGGUGGCCGCAACCGCCGUAACAGCGCCAUGUGCGGCAUGAUGUACGUCAGCGGUGGAGGCGGAAGUUCCACCCGGCAUCACAAUCGGCGGGCCGUCACCAAUGGCAGCAGCAGCAGCAGUCACAACAAAAACAACCAAACCGUCACCAUGGAUACCGUGCUUAGCAACGACGGCGUGGUGAGUCUGCAGCAGCGAAACCGACAGCAGCAGCAGCGUCAAUCGCAGUUGGCGGUGGACCACAGCAACUGAUGACACAGCCGGAAGGCGCUUUCUCAAUGUGAUAAAUUGCAUUUGUUUUAGAAGUUAAGUUUUGAUAAUGUUGUGCUAUUUUCAUUACCCAUAAUUUAAUGUAAAAUAAA